AUGGUCAACCCUGCCCCAAUUUCUGGAUGGACAUUGGAGGAUUGCAAAGCCAGACAGAAAGUCGUUCGCUCUCGCAUUACAAACUGUCACAGUCGCAUCAACCACAUUGUACGUGGACACUUCUCUCGACGUGAUGCUGAGAAACUUUUAGCAGAGGCCCGAGUCUUCUUGGGAGAGUUAGAAGAAAUCCACAACCGUUUCAUCUUGUUGAUAGAAGAUCAGGACGCUAUCUCGCCACAGACUGCGUUGCACUUGAUAUAUGCUUCAGUCAUUGAUGACUCCUCAGCAUUGAUCGAGAAUUAUCUACUUCUCCGACAGGAUGAUGCCUCAUCAGUAGUGGUUGAGUCUGCGGAAGAGACGGCGAGACGACAGGCAUUGGCAACAGCAGAGCAACGUCUACGAGAUGCUCGAGCCGAGCUAUCUGCCACUGAACAAGAGGUUAUAGAUCUUGGAGGUGAAGUUACCAUCACGGAUUCAUCAGAGUUGAAUCCAUCGGACUCGGUGUCGCAAAUUGGUCGACGAACUGAUCCUUCGCCAGUUGCCUCUGCAGUAGCUCCUGAUGCUUGGAUCGAUUUGUAUGUGGCUCGAAGAGAGAAACCUCACGUUCGAGGAAAAGGAAACAAGUCAUUCGUUACUAUUCAGCUGGAGGUGUAUUCAGGACAGGCGUUAGAUUGGUUCGCCUGGAUCAGCAUGUGGCAUGCUUUGGUACACACUACCAGCAAGACAGCAAGCGAGAAACUUGCCAUUUUGAAGAACUACUUAAAGGGAGACUUGGCUGACAUCGUGUACGGACAUGGAGGUGGAGAAUCUGGCUACAAGGAAGCGUUGCAACGACUUAAAAGCUCCAAGAAGCGACCCACAAUCAUUCAAAUGUUUGCGGAACGUGUCCGGACUCAUCUUUUUAAUCUAUCUACGAUCGGAGAGACUGGACAUACCGACAUUAUUGAGAGACUUACUCGAAAACUUCCACUGACGGAUCGAUUUGCGUGGAACGAGGGUCGGGGAGCUGAUUUGGAGCGUAGAACGAUCAACGAGUUUGGUCGAUGGUUAACCGCAAGAGCCGUCACUUAUCAAAAUGCUUACGCGAUUGCUGAGGAUCAACAACUUCCAGGAUCUGGUAACCAGAAGAACAAUCAUCAGCCUUCUCAUCAGUCUCAACCGAGACCAUCGCAGCAGCAGAAGAGGAAUGUUCGGGCUCAUCAUAGAGCGUCUAGUACCCACAACCAAAAGGAGCCUGGCUCGACUGAGCAAAAGGAAAAGAAGAAUGCUGAACUCUAUUGCUUCAAGUGUGAAGGACCUCAUCGCUUGGAAGAUUGCAUCUUCUUCAAGAAUCUUCCUAUUAGCGACCGACUGACAUUCGUGCAACGUCGCGGUUUAUGUUACGGAUGCUUUGGUCUGACUUAUCAUCGACUCCUACAUAAAGAAAAGACGCCUGCUGAGAAAACUGCCAGGACACACACGCUGAGAGCUGAUCGCCGACAAAUCGCAUUCAAGGUGAUCCGUGUUGACGCUCUCGAUGUAAAUGGGGAAGCAGUACCUGUCAACGUUCUGAUGGAUGACGGAAGUGAUUCAACGCUCAUUCGAGAGGGGCUGGCGCGGCGACUUCAGCUUGCUGGCCAGCAACAGACUUUAGUUGUGAAUGGAGUCGGAGAAGAAUCAUCGACUCACUUGACUUCUGAAUAUCUCGAACUACGACUGAAGACUUCAUCAGAAGAGAUAGUGUCGAUCCAGGGCUCCACUAUACCAUCGAUUACCAAACCAGUCGCAGUGAUGGAGUGGGAGAAGCUACACGGCCGAUGGAGCCACCUGGCGGAUCUGCCCCCUCUACGCACUUGUGGUGGCCGAGUUGACGUUUUGAUUGGAUUAGACCAUGCGGCCCUUAUUACAGCGAUUGAAUCCAGAUUUGGCAAGGAUGACGAGCCGACCGCCUCCAAGACUCGAUUAGGAUGGACUUUGCAGGGAGCCGUUGAGGGUAGCGACGGAUCCAGUAUCGCUCGAGUCCACCACGUCAUCACGGACGCUGACAUCAACUUACAACUGGUGGAGCAGGUCCGGCGCUUCUGUGACACGGAGUCUUUCGGAACCGAAUUCAAGGCGGAUUGUAUGUCUGCUGCUAAUCAAAAAGCAGUGACCAAAUUGGAAUCAGAAACAGAAAAGCUGAGUGUUGGAUAUGCGGCGCCGGUAUUAUGGAUUGAUGAUGAUCCUCCUGAGAUUCCUGACAGCCGCCAUACAGCAGAGAUGCGGUUGAAGAGUCUACUGAACAAAUUCACCAGAGGUCCGGCUGACUAUGAGAACUUUUACCGGGCAGCCAUGGAGAAGAAUUUCACCGAAGGAUACGCACGGCGUUUGUCAUCCGAAGAGAUCCAGCAGAAACCUAGCAAGUAUUUCUUGCCCCAUUUUGGAGUUCCAAAAAUGGCCGGUGGUCCAGCCUUGCAGAAUCCAUUGCCUGCUGUCCUCAUCCGCUUCUGUGAAGGAGCUAUUGCCUGGUCAGCCGACAUUGGUGCGAUGUUCAGCCGGAUUCGGCUGAAAGAGUAG
Molecule: messenger RNA, 2535 nt
Organism: Daphnia magna
Lineage: Eukaryota; Metazoa; Arthropoda; Branchiopoda; Diplostraca; Daphniidae
Exons: 4
Coding region: 1-2535 (844 amino acids)
Molecular function (GO): protein binding
Source: RefSeq, a predicted model, not a curated record